Messenger RNA from Striga asiatica, 1233 nucleotides. Lineage: Eukaryota; Viridiplantae; Streptophyta; Magnoliopsida; Lamiales; Orobanchaceae. The record is from the annotation of a GenBank genome assembly.
AUGCCACUUCUGAGUUUGGAGCCCCAACCCCCGCUGCCGCCGCAGACCACCAUCAGACAACACCUUACCACGGCGCUAGACGCCAUAGAGAGAGAGAGGGAGGCACUCAUGGAGAGGCAGACACAACUCCUGGGCAAGUACCAAGAGUUUGUGGCCUUCUUUGUGCAGAGCAGCUCCGUCUGCAUAACAAUGAUGGCCGGCGGUCUCUUUAUCGGCUACUAUCUGCACAACAAGGUUCACGGCUACAUCAUAACAUCUCUCGUCUCACUAACUUAUCUUCUACUCUUAUUGAUGGUGAUUUUAGCAACAAAAAGGCUGGUUACCCACAUGGAGUGGAGGGCAUACAAAAUCGACAAGGACACAAAGAAUUUACAAGUAAGCGCAAAUAGGUGCUACUCGUUUGUAACCGGCUGCCCGGACCCAAGCCCCACCGCAGACGUUGUGGGCCCCGCCGCGGAGGAUACUGCCAAGGCCGCUGCCAUUGAGCUGGCUAUCACUAAGGCCGCCGCAGCUAGGAAUGCAACCGCCGCUGCUGAUGACAGUGAAGCUCUUUAUGAGGCUGCAGCCGCCGUCGCCCUUGGCGCUAGUGCCAGUGGUGAGCUGAGUAAUGCCGCUCUCAGAAGUCUUCGGGAAAAGGCCGACCAAGCGCAGCAAAAGGCUGAAAAUGCUCAGAAUGAAUACAACGCUGCUCUGGGAGCCGCGGACGCCGCUCUGCACGCAACAAUGCCCAAUUGGCGCGGUGCUGUGGAUGACCCGGGGACGGAGGCUAUAUCUCACGCCAAAGAGAGAGCUAGGAAAUUGAAGGCCUCUCUCAAUUGGUCCACCAGAUUUGCUUGGGACCUGUUUGGGGGUGUUGUGGCGUCGUGGUUGCUCUUCGCCAUAACCCUAGGUUGCUGGAUCAAUUUUACGGUUUUGCUUAAGCAGGUUUUGUUUUCUUCAUCGCCGAGUACAUUGCUGUUUACAACAUUGCAUUCAUCAGCAGCCCGAAUAUCGAUUACAUGCAUGGAGGCUCGGGAAGUCGAGAGGUUCAAGAGCCUCACGGGUUUGGAUGGUUUUGGUUUGGAUAGGGAUGUUAUGAUGCUUCAUAUAUUCGAGGAUUUGUACGAUGUGAAGGUUGAAGCGGCUUCUGACUCAGUGGGGUCCGCGGGUUGCUCGGCAUUGGGCGCCCGAGUGCGGGUUGAUAUUUGUCUCCCGACCCUCAGCAGUUUCAUGGGACCUCGAGAAUCGCUUUAA